Messenger RNA from Paramisgurnus dabryanus, 1891 nucleotides. RefSeq lists its product as uncharacterized. Lineage: Eukaryota; Metazoa; Chordata; Actinopteri; Cypriniformes; Cobitidae. The record is from RefSeq and is a predicted model, not a curated record.
UAAAAAAGCGCCUCCUUGUUCCUGUUCACAGUGCCUUUCCGCGCACAGUGCACAUAACCAAAGUGGAUACGAGUUCGUCUUGUUAUCCAUAAAUAAAUGUUGGUUAUUAUUUUUGGAAAAUCGUGCACAUGUCAACGUUAGCGUCAAAUCAUUAGGACAGAUGGAUUUCGGCGCUGAUUAAGCCUGGAAUAAGGCGUCAAUACUGUAAAUAUGCGGAUUUUAUUUGGGAGCUUGCAGAAAGGACAAGAUGCCAUGUUUUUAUGGGAAGGCAAUGUUUCACAGAAGAAUGGUCAGACAAAUUGUGAUUGCUCCUCUGAAGACUUCAAUAAACCGAAGUUGUCUUAUGCAUUUGUAAACAGGAUGAAAGUUACAAUUUGCUCGAAGAAUAAACUGCAACAGAAACAAAGCAUUACCUUGGACUCCAGUAAACACAUCAUAAUAGACCUAGCAACACAGUUGGAUAGAAUCACAAAGGUGUCUGGAAUAUCUUUAGCUUCCAUUCUGGUUGAUGACUUGUGUUUAAAGGAUUGUACAAGUUUUAUAUUCAGGUGGUCUGAGAAACUGAAAUGUUUGAAGUCAACAAACAAGGCCAAGGUUUACUCUACUGCAAGAUUUAGAUGUUCAGAAGGUAUGAAAUUCUAUACAGAUCAAACAUUGACUGAAGAUCAUAAAGAUUUGCUGUGGUGGAUUCAUAUUUUGCAGUCAAUUCCCAAGUCUUCGGUGUGUCAAGAAGGAUCUGCUAGAGUUGAGUUGCUAAAUCUCUACAGUCAGUGGAAAAAAGGACAGUUGAAAAACAUGCUUCCUAUCAUGGACUUCAUUAUGAGAGCAUUACUUAAAGAAAAGGGUUCAAUAUUGAAACAGAUGCUUCAACACAGAUCAUCACAGAAGUGGAGACAGAUGAGAAUAUGGAUAUCUGACUGCAUACCUACAGAUUAAUGUGUUUGAUGUGAUUGUUUAUGAUUGCAUUCACUUGUAUAUCACUUGUAAUAACAUUUUUGAUUGCUUUUAUUGACUGAAGAUAAGCACUUUAUUUUUUUAUUUUUAUUAAAACUUUCACAUUGUAUGCACCGUAAUCAAGUUUGUUUUACAAAAAAUACCCAGCUUUUUCGCCACAAUCUGCAACCAAGAACAUAAAUGUUAAAGAUAAAGAGUUUACGUCAUCCCAGAAAGGUUGUCUUUUGAGGUUAACUGUUAAAGGAAUGGAGUCAGCUGCUAAAUGAUCUUAGAAUACAUGCUGAUGUGUUUGAAUUGUCAAAGCUUUUUGCUAUACAUCCUGUGGUGGCUACUGAGCUGUUGGUUGCUAGAUGAUGCAAAAACUCCUUUUGCAGCUUUAAAUGCUGCUUUAAAUGAUUUUAUCUUUGUGUUCAGAAAACAGACUUGCAAAAAUGAAAUGAAACCAAAUUAUGAAAUGUGUAUAAUGUUGUGCUGUAAAUGAGAUCCAAUAUUCAUCGAGUAAUAUCUGAAGCUGUUCUAAGUGACACAGAUUAUGUGAACAUAAUUUUGUGCAGUUACCCUGAAACCCUUGUGGGUUUGUGAUCAUGCUUUGUUUGGGCUUGUUGAGCUUGUCUCACAAAAAAGCUUUCAGUUUCUCAAUUGCAUAAUCUGUAAACAUUACAGCCUUAUGUCUUUGUGAUCAUGCUUUGUUCGUUUGUGUGUGAUGAUGCAGUUGUAGUAAAGGUCAGGUUGGUCAAGUGUGCUGUCUGUCUAGUUAGUCUAUGUAAAAGUCAAAAGCUGUUUUAGCCAGUGAAUACAUGUUUUGUCAUAUAAGUCUUUUUUUAUUUUCCCAUAUCCUGUUUAUGACUCAUUUGUUCUACUUUUACUUUCAGUUUUGACAGUUCUUAUGUGUGUUUUUGAGAAUGGGACUUUUUAAAUAAACCCUUUAGGCAACUUA